AUGAAGAGACCCUCCUCCUCCGCUGCCGCCAUUUCUCCCCUCCCUUCUCCUUCCUCGUCGUCGCAGCCCCUCUUCCUCCUCCUCCUCCACCCGUGGCCGCCGAGACCAUCCCGCCACCCGCACCUCCUCCUCCCCCUGGGCCGACCUCCCGGCCGUCGACGACGGCCCCCUGGGCCUCCCCUUCCUCUACAUCACACAGCAGUCCCUCGCCGCCGCCCGGAUCCUCCUCCUCAUUCCGGUCUCGACCUCGCAGCCUGCGACGAGGCGGCCGUCUGCGUCGCGGUGGUCGCGGCCUGGCGCUGCUUCGGGGACGGCGGACUCGACGCCCUCGUCAACUGCUCCUCCUACGACGGGGAAGUGCAAGACUGCCUCAGCGUAUCUGAAGAUGAGUACAACAAGACCAUGAAAGUCAAUGUAAUCACACCUUGGCUUCUGAUAAAGGCGAUGGCGAAGCGGUUCCGGGACGCGCAGUCCGGCGGUUCCGUCGUGUGCUUGACCCAGAUCAUCGGCGCCGAGAGAGGAUUGUAUCCAGGGGCUGCAGCAUACGCCACGAAUUUAGGCGUUGUUCAUCAGCUCGUCAGACUGUCGGCGAUGGAGCUCAGCAAGCACAAGAUCAGGGUGAACGCCGUGUGCCACGUCCUGCACCUGGGGGACAAGUUCCCUGUCUCUGUUGGGGAGGAGAAGGCCGAGAAGGCGACCGGGGAGGAGAUGCCGCUGCGGCGGUGGCUGGACCCGGACAAGGACCUGGCGUCCAUGGUGUUGUACCUGGUCGGCGACGAAGGGAGUAGUUUUUUUCUUCUUUUAAAAAUACAUGUUGCAACAUUACUGCCUUUGUGGUCGGUCUCCAUUGUGUAUACCAUGAUCGGGGACGUCUGCCUGUACAUUGUUGGCAAGGAUGAAUAUGAUGAGCUUGCUCGUGAGUGUCAUUGA
This is a messenger RNA of Hordeum vulgare subsp. vulgare (domesticated barley), 930 nucleotides long. Its product is annotated as carbonyl reductase [NADPH] 2-like. The record is from RefSeq and is a predicted model, not a curated record. Bases 1 to 930 code for a protein of 309 amino acids. Lineage: Eukaryota; Viridiplantae; Streptophyta; Magnoliopsida; Poales; Poaceae. The transcript is spliced from 5 exons.